CUUAGAAUAUUAACCACGGAUAGGUGACGUCACCGUCACUUGGACGACGUCAUCGUCACCUUCAUGACGUCAUCGCCUCCUGACGUACAGGAUCUGCUGGAGUGGGAUUGUUGUGAUCGGCGCCGCUGAGGAGAAACUCACCGUCAGGCCCUCGCCCUCGCCUCCUCCAGGAUCUUCAGGGCAGGUGUGACAUGGAAGAAUAAUUCAGUAGAACAUUAAGCACAACGAUGGCCCUGUACGGAGAGAACGUUCGCUCGCCCCUCGAGCAAGUCUGGCGACAGUUUGUCCCUCAGGGUUAUGAUCAAGCUCUACGCAAUGCCUUCUACAAUGUGGCUGCAAUUGUGUUUGUUGGCUGUGUUGCUGCUGCUGCCUGGUCUGUUUACAUGAUCUUCCAGCCAUUCGUACAGCCUCUGCUGUGGGCAGUUCUGUGUGGGUCGUUACUUCAUCCUGCGAAGCACACAGUGACCACAUGGACUCAAGGAUGGCUGUCAGAGGUGCAGUCUACUCAUGGUCUCCUCUCCUUUGCUAUAGCUUUGUUACCUCUACGCCUUCUUGACACCAUCUCGGAAGUUGUGGGCAGGUUUGUGGUGCGUCAUGUUCGGAGUGUUGUGAUGGUGACGGUAAUCCUACCUGUGGUGUACAUCAUUAUCCACCACACCCCAGAGGUUCUCACCAGCUUUGCAUAUGCCACCUUCUCGUGCCUCUGUUACUUCAUCACUGCUGUUGUCUCGAUCGUCACCACUAAUGGAUAUAUAGCAUUGGCACUGGUGCUCGGGUACCUUGGAGCAGUGAUGUUCUGCUGGUCAGGCAAGACGGCUGACGUGUUGGGACGCCUUAGUCUUGUUGUCUGGCUUGUUGCGGCAGCUGGUGUUGCAGGGCUAUGGCCAGCUGGGAGCGUGCCUGUCUUCUUGAUCCUGUGUCUCCUGCUUGUCGCUGGCCUAUGUACGGAGGUCCUUGAUGUGCAUGCUGCUCUUAAGUCAUCCACAGAAGAGGAAGGGGCAAGCUUGCUGGAGGCUGCUGUGUUGGUGUGUCUCAGAAGUGAUCGUCUGCAAGAACUGUCUGCCCUUCCUCUUGAGAAUACUCCUGAUAAUCAUGAGAAAAGUACAUCACUCUCACCUGUAGCUGAAGAAUCGGUCAAUGAUGUUGGAGAGCACUCUUCAGAUUCUCAACUUUCGACUAUCCCAGAGAUAUCUGCAGCAUCCUCGAUCAAGCAGGAUUCUGGAGGUUCAGCCGCCGACACAGACACGAUCCAGGAUAAUGAGGAGAAACCGACUGAUGGAGACUCAAGUGGGGCAUUGCAGGAUCAAGUAGAGAAGGAGGAAUUGGCCUCAUCUAGUGAUAAGGCCCAAGAUGAAGAGAAACUGCAAGCACCUGCAAAGGAUCUGUACUUGACCCCCAUGGUGGACACCCCUCGGCCUCGAGUUCUCCUCAGUUCUGGUGUUCCAUCCCGUGCCACAUCUUCCCAUACUUUGACCAGUCUGGAUGGCAGCACCUCGAGAAUAAGUAGCGAUGAUGAGAAUGGCAGCAACAUUUAUCUUAAGGGAGUGUUUGUGGCAUGUAUCCUGGUGGAGCUGUGGCAGCACAACUACCUACUACCGCUUCUGCCUCUGGCAAUUAUUUACUACUUUGUUAAGAAAAUUGCCUCAAGAUAUCUGGCCUGGAGUCUCGAGAAUGGCAAUGCAGUUUCGACCAUCAUCAGUACUGCGCGCAGCAAUGUAGCGGCUUUUGCAGAGGCUCGGAGAGCUGCCUUCUUCCCACCCCCAGUCAAAGGUGUUGCAAAGUUACUAGUGAGAAGUGAUCAUCAUUUAGUGGUGGCCCUGUCGACAGCAGUGGAUGCCAUCGUGUCGCUUCUCCUUAUAUUAGCUGUAAUCUUCUUUGCUGUGACAGCUUCUGUUUUCUUGGCAGUUCAGAUCCAAGGAGAGAGCAUGGCGCUGGUCACUUUGGGGAGUCAGGUGAUCAACUCCACUGUUGUGAACAACCCCCAGUUCCUGGCACUCCUCCCCGAGGGUCUUGGAGAGGUGAUGAGCUCUGCACUGGAUGAGGGCUACUUGUAUGGCCGUGAAUGGAUCGCCAGCAUGGUUCGAGGGAUGUUGGGAGAGACGGAUGAAGACAAGGCCAUUCAACUGGAGAAGCAGGGACAAAGCGAUGUACGAACAUCAGACUUGACAGGAAGCUUCAAGAGAGCCAUGUGUCCUCAACUCAUGCAGAGUGAAUAUCUUGCAUCUAGCUGUGUAACGCUACGAGAUGUUCACACUCCUCACCAACCAACACCAAUUUUGGUUUCUUUGGUUGUUGAACUGUGGGACCGAAUUUAUCAGGCUUGGGUAGCAGCACAUCCCCUACCACCAGCACGAGGCCCAGUCGUUACCUCAGAAGCCGUGGCAAUGACCUUUGAUUCCCUCGUUGAAGGUCUCCGCAAGACUCCAGGUGUGGUGAGCUUCACUUUUGUAAGUGAAGUGAUCCGUGACAACUUGGGGACGGUUGUGAGCGUGCUGGAGUCAGUGUGGUCCAUUCUCCUGGGCAACCUGAGCUUGGCUAUGUCUGCGCUCACAGCCGCUGCCUCCCUCCUGCUUGGUGGUUCACUCUCGCUGCUCAAUGCUCUCAUCAGUGUGGUUAUCUUCAUGUCAUCACUAUUUUAUGUGCUGAGUGCAAGUGAUUGUGUUUACAAGCCAGUAGCGAUCCUGGCCAAUCUUGCCCCUGGUCAGAUGAAUCACUUGGGAAAGGCUGUGGAGGAUGCUGUGAAUGGGGUGUUCAUUGCCUCUCUGAAGAUGGGUGCCUUCUAUGGCAUGUGGACCUGGCUUCUACAUUCUCUCUUCUCUACAAAUAUUGUUUACAUUCCAUCAGUGCUAGGAGCAGUGUUUGGUGCAGUACCUCUGGUGGGAACUUACUGGGCAGCUAUACCCGGAGUGCUGGAGCUGUGCUGGAGUCGGGGUUCUCCGACACUGGGUGCUCUGCUCUUCGGUGCUCAGCUGCUACCCAUGUCAUGUGUUGACACUGCUAUCUACUCUGAUAUUAAAGGAGGCAGUCAUCCCUACUUGACGGGUCUGGCUGUUGCUGGUGGCAUCUUCUACUGGGGUGUUGAGGGGGCCAUCCUGGGCCCGUUACUAUUGUGCAUUCUGAAGGUGGCCACCAAUAUGUACUCCACACUUAUCCAGUCUCCGGGAGAUAUUACACGGCGCUUCUCCAGACUUCGCAGGAACCCUACUAUUACUUGAGAGCUGACCCUGGACUCAGAUCCCAGAGUGAGUUGGCCAUCUAGGGAUGACACCUAGGUAAUCCCAAGGGAUGUUGUCCAGUCUGCUCCUUCACAGUCUACUGCUUCAAAUGGCCAAAAUGUACACACACUGAGGGAUCUCAUGUCAAUAUUCUCCCACUUUGACCGUUUGUAAAAGCUCUCUUUUAAACUCGAAUUAUUCCAAUAAUCUGCUGGUGCCUUGUGAAGUGCAGCAGUUGAACAGACACAACUAAGAAGACUACUGCAACAUUGAGGAGAAAGAUCUUUUAGCCAAUAUUCUUUAAUUUUAGUUUUUUAAAAGUCCAUUGUGUCUUGAAAUGUACAGUUGUGACAAUUGUUUGAGAUAUUACAGUUAUUGUAUAAUUAUUAUUACGUUACAAAUUCAUUAACUACACAAGUGUUGACUUAUUAGAUCGGUAAUUAUGAUAGUUGAGAAUAUUUCUUAUUCCACCUUGUUUGAGGUAGUUUGAGAGAGAACACAAACUGAAGUAGAUUAAUUAAAUAUGUUUGUGAUGUAGUCUAUAUUCUGCUCCUCUUCAACAUUCAAAUUUCAGUAAUAUGAUCAGUCACAUGCACAAAUUUAUUAUAAUAGAGGUACACACAAAAAAUAUUACUUAUUAGUAUUCUUAAAGGGUGUGUAUAAUUAAACGAUAAGAAGCUUUUGUCAAGAAAACAUUGAUUGACAUGCUUUGUUUAUGUUAUCUCAGCUUUGAAAAAGUACUUAUUUCUAGUAUUAAGGUUUUCAAGCAUGUAGGGGAGUCAUACAGUGAUUGUGUCAGUGUUGACUUGCUCUAGGUGUAUGGUGUGGCCUAAGCUUUAACUUAUAUCAAAGAUUUAAACGACCUUCAUCCUGCCUUCCACAGUUUUUUAGAUGGCAGGACCAGCUGAGAUGAAUAAGCUGAGCUAAAACCUUUUACACAACAGCUGUGUUACAUUAACUAGCAGAUGGUUAAGUUUACUAAGUGCAGGAACUGACUGACUUGGGUGCGCCAUAUACAACCCCACCUGGUCAUGGGAACAGGAUCGGGUACACCAAAUCAGGAACAUUAACAACAUUACCAGUUGAGUGGUCAGCUCUUGUAUGUAACUGGUGGGUGUAAGAGCAGCUUCCUCCACUCACAUUUCGGUUUUAAGCUAACAUAAUUUACUUUCCCCCCAUCUGUGAGAAAGUACCAACAUAAAGGAGUAAUGCACAUAUGCUAAUUAUGGUAAAUAAACUUUAUUGUGGAACUAAUCAGUCAGAGCGCUCCUGCUAAUGUUCUUUAUUUCUGAGCUAGAGACCCACAGUACUGAGGCCCUGAGCUAGAAACAUCAGGUCUUGUAUACUCACAGCUGUUGAAGGUAGCUUAAAAUUACAAGUUUAAGUAGCUUAGAAAAAUAUUUUUAUUAUUAUUUAUAUGGGAAAUUUACUUUGAAUUUUAAACAUUUUUUGUUUAUUCUUUGAAAGGCAAUUUAUAUGGUACAUAAUGUGCACUGUUGCUUGUCCGUCCCUUCUAUCAGUUGCAGACUUGAUCUUAGACGUAAUGUUUUGUAACAUUACAUAACAUUUGUUAUGUAAACCUUUAGCUAGCAGAAUAUAUUGCCAUUCCUUCUCUCGGCUCUAGUCCGUGCCCAGCAUGUCAAGCUUCACAUCAUAUCAAGUUAAUAUUUCUUCUUCACCUCAGACUCAAAAUAUGUAAUUGUAUUUGCUAGCUAUUGGAAUGCUUCACUCAUAUUCAUCUUGCUUUUAAAUCAACAAUAGAAGAUGCUAAGUGUUCACUCACUUGUUUAUGAGAAUGAAGUGUGGUGAUGUGGUAGUGAUGUUAGUGCCUGAGAUAGCCUCUGCUCAUGUCGUCUUGCCUCAUAUAUGUAAAAUGGUACAAUUGGGUCAUAUUAUUCCUAAUUUUCUUCACAAUUAUAUUCUUUACUAACCACGUGAUGAGUAAUGCGAAAUGAUUCCCUUCCAGUAUGACACUACACAUGAUAGUGUGUAUAGUGUCAGUGUAUUAUCAUUUCCUCAUGAUAAUACCUAUGUUUACUUCUUGGUCAUAUGUAGUUCUUAACAUGUAUUCUACGUUUACCAAAGUAGUGAGGUCUUUUCCUUCAUCCGAGUCCUCCAUCCUAUACAGGUGUUUUCUUUCAUUACCACUACUAGACAUGACAAUCUACAAAUAUACUGCCCAUAUGCCAGACAUUCAUCCCAAAACCAUGGACAAAUUUUCCGCACUAAGAACACCACCUUCCUCUUCCCCUCUUAUAUUAGACAUGCUCCAUUCCAUGGUGCAAACAUGCUUUCUUCAUUUUCAUAAAUACUACCCAUAAUAUCACUACACAAAGAAUGCCGCAAACACAAUUUCCAUACAGACGGCUUGUGAUUUGAAUCCACAAAUUUACACAUUUGUGGAGUUGAACUGGUAAGCCUUUUAUCCCAAGAUUUGACGUGCAUAGAUGAAUUUUGGAGUUAAUCUGGCUGAAAACAGAUAUAAGAACAUUAGUACGCAUUAAUUGUGCUAUAGACAGCUGUGGUGCAUUCUCUGACCUCUGUAGCAUUCACGUGUUUUCAAACUUUUUGGGCUGUAGUUAUGUAGCCUUGCACUUUCCAAGCAUUCUUAGUUUCAUUAUAUGCUGAAUUUGUGGCUAUAAAAUGGAAAAAAGAACUUGUUAUUAAUUAUAAAAAAAAAAGUAUUGUGUUGAGUAAGGAGUUCAACAAAUUUUAACAUUUUGUAUAUGUCUGAAACCUGACCCCCCUUUUCCCAUUGUGCUUAGAGUUUGAUUUGUGCAGUUUUGGA
Molecule: messenger RNA, 6003 nt
Organism: Procambarus clarkii (red swamp crayfish)
Lineage: Eukaryota; Metazoa; Arthropoda; Malacostraca; Decapoda; Cambaridae
Source: RefSeq, a predicted model, not a curated record